GAUUCUAAAAGGAUCCAAAAGACGACGUCGCACGCUUCUCUUUCUCCUCCAAACGAUCUUUCGCCGCCGUGUUCUUCCCUCUCCGGCGGCGGCGAAGAUCACAUUACCAAUCUCCAGGUCUUUCAAAACCGUCUCUUUCUCCAAAAGGAUGACUUCGGUCCGAAAACCAGAGAAAUUCUCAACGGACUUCGCCAUGGGAGGCGCAGCAGCCAUCGUCGCCAAAUCCGCAGCCGCCCCCAUCGAAAGAGUGAAACUUUUACUCCAAAACCAAGGAGAAAUGAUCAAAACAGGACACCUCACCACACCUUACUCAAGCCUCUCCAACUGCUUCCUCAGAAUCUUCAAAGAAGAAGGUGCUCUCUCCUUCUGGAGAGGAAACCAAGCCAACGUCAUCCGCUACUUCCCUACACAGGCUUCCAACUUUGCGUUUAAAGGUUACUUCAAGACCCUCCUCGGAUACUCCAAGGAGAGAGACGGUUACUUCAAGUGGUUCGCUGGGAAUGUAGCUUCUGGAAGCGCUGCUGGUGCCACGACUUCGUUGUUUUUAUACCAUUUGGACUACGCGAGGACACGUUUGGGCACUGAUGCGAAGGAGAGCUCGGUGAAUGGGAAGAGACAGUUUAGAGGGAUGGUUGAUGUGUACCGUAGGACUUUGUCUAGCGACGGUGUUAAAGGGCUUUACCGUGGCUUUGGGGUUUCGAUAGUGGGGAUCACUCUUUACCGGGGGAUGUAUUUUGGGAUGUAUGAUACCAUCAAACCCAUUGUGCUUGUUGGUUCCUUGGAGGGAAACUUUUUGGCUAGCUUUUUGUUGGGUUGGAGCAUUACUACCUCUGCAGGGGUCAUUGCGUACCCUUUUGAUACGCUAAGGCGGAGGAUGAUGCUUACGUCAGGGCAGCCUGUGAAGUACAGGAACGCUGUUCAUGCGUUGAGGGAGAUAAUGAAAACGGAAGGGUUCUAUGCGCUGUAUAGAGGAGUUACUGCGAACAUGCUUCUUGGAGUAGCGGGAGCUGGAGUGCUUGCGGGGUAUGAUCAGCUUCACCGGAUUGCUUAUAAGCAUUGGGUUGUUCAGUAGUUUUGAACCAAGAAGUUGAAACUCUCCGGUGGAGAAAAGAAAAGGUCAGUAAAACACCAAGAAGUGUUGCUUACAUUACAAUGUGUUGUGUUGAUUAACAGAAGGUCGGAAUCAUUAAUGGGUUUAAAAAAGAUGGAAGAUAGGGAAAAUUGUUGAUAAUUCUUUUGUCAUAUACAUUGUUGUUUCAGUAAUCUAUGAAAAGGAAAAGCCUCUUUGCUUUUA
Brassica rapa (field mustard) is the source of this 1294-nucleotide messenger RNA. RefSeq names its product ADP,ATP carrier protein ER-ANT1. Lineage: Eukaryota; Viridiplantae; Streptophyta; Magnoliopsida; Brassicales; Brassicaceae. Gene Ontology annotation, cellular component: mitochondrial inner membrane. The record is from RefSeq and is a predicted model, not a curated record. Gene Ontology annotation, biological process: mitochondrial ATP transmembrane transport; mitochondrial ADP transmembrane transport. Gene Ontology annotation, molecular function: ATP:ADP antiporter activity.